AUGGGUCGCAGCAGCAGUCAAGCUCUUCUCGACCUCGAAACCACCACUCACACUUCUUCCUCCAAAGAAUCAGCGCUUUUACUUUGCAAACCAGAUGCCGACGACGGUGACCUCUUGUUGAAGAAGAAGUUCGAAGCUGCAAAAAGUAAAGCUAAUGCACUUCCUGUUACUAAACCUGCAAUUACCGCUCCUCCUCCUCCUAGCCUAGUUAUGGGCAAAUUGAAGGACUUUUUAGGAGUCAUGGCAGAAUCAAAUAAGAAGUUGCAGCAAGAGGCAAUGAACUCCAAGAAUCUUGAUAUUGAGGCACUCACAGGGGAUGAAUCAGAAUAUAUUGAAAUGGAUUUAAUGCUCGGUGUUGCUGAUCUAAACACCCCUGAGGCUGUUGCUGCUGCUGAAUCCGCCAUUGUCGGUUCUCAACCCAUCAUAUCUCUUGAUGCUAGUAGCAGUGAUUCUGAAUCAGAAGAUAGCUCUGACGAUGACAGCUGCAAUGAUGAAACUAACAAGGCGUCCGACUCUCGUAUGAAGUCAAACGGUCAAACUCUAGGUGGUAAAUCGACAAAUGCUAUUUCUGAAAAUGGUCAAAAAAGAAAACGAUCGAAGAUUGUUGAGCUCCCAUAG
Molecule: messenger RNA, 618 nt
Organism: Helianthus annuus (common sunflower)
Lineage: Eukaryota; Viridiplantae; Streptophyta; Magnoliopsida; Asterales; Asteraceae
Exons: 5
Coding region: 1-618 (205 amino acids)
Biological process (GO): box C/D snoRNP assembly
Molecular function (GO): box C/D methylation guide snoRNP complex binding
Source: RefSeq, a predicted model, not a curated record